AAAUAAUCCGCACUGUUGUAUCGCAGAUUUUCAUAGUUCGCAAUGCCUGGGGAAACUAUAUCCGUGAAACCCAUUCAAGCUUUCGAGCUCCAUCCCACCCCAAUCCCAACUACAUCUUUCUUUACUCUCCCCUCCUCUUCUAGAAAAUUAAGCACACGAAUCCUCAGCACGCGCAAAACCCAUUCUGUUUCCGAUUUCGAUUCCGGAAGUGACAAUACAAAUACCCCAGAAUACUACAUUGACACCUCGGCCUCUUCCUCCCUCCUCAUCUGGCCCCUGAACAACUCCCAAGCCAUCAGCAUCUUCCCCGGCUCUACUUCCAUCUCUUCCAUCUCCAGCCGCCAGGCUGAAAACAAGGGCUCGAUAUCCCAGGGUCAUGCCAUGCUAGGGAGAUUUAUGUGCACUAUGGGGGGCAUUAGUACACGUGACCCUCUUACGACAAACAGAACGCCGGAUUUGUAUGUCUCGAGUGGAUUAGGUCAUGGAAUCUGGAGCGAUCCGGUAUUGGAAGAGAAGCUAAGGCUUCCAGGAGAGGGUGAGGGAGAAGCUGCGGGGUACGGUAUCAGGGGAAAGAAAGUGAAAUGGCAUGCAGCAGGGUCGAAAUGGGAGGCUAGGGUCGAUAAGAAGGAUUGCGAGAUUGAGUGGGAGGGGUGGGGGUAUCCUGAAGGUGGGAGUCUGGUAUUGACCGGACGGGGGAAUGUACUUGCAUUAUAUAAACCCAGGUGUGCAAGCUGGGUGAAGCAGGGUGGUGAGGCAAAGGGGAUGAAGUCAGAAGGAGAUGGGGUUGGGAUAGGGGUGUUGGGAAUUUGUAGUGAACGGAUUGAUGAGGAAAUGGCGAGGCAUCUGUUGCUGUCCGCUGUUGCGAUUGAAGAGCAGAUUAUGUGGUCGAAAGGCUUCAGGCCAGAGCUUUAUCAUGCGCAAUGGUCAUAGAUCCAGCAGCUGAACUCAGCGUCUAUGUCUUAGAAUAUGGAGGAGGUGGGUCGAUAUCCGAUGAAAAUUCCGGCUCGAUGGGAUCAUCCGGCGUAAGAGGGGCCCUGGGUUCGGAAGGAGCCCUUGGCUGGUGGCAAACCAUGGGCAAAAGCUGGAUCGGCCUAUUCAACACCUCAAUUUCAAACACUUUCCCUGCACACUCCACCCAUAGCAUAGCGCUCAUCUCAUAUGUCAUUGCUAGGCCGUGGCUCCGAAAUGUUGG
Messenger RNA from Lindgomyces ingoldianus, 1192 nucleotides. RefSeq lists its product as uncharacterized. The coding region runs from base 43 to 930 and encodes 295 amino acids. The record is from RefSeq and is a predicted model, not a curated record. The transcript has a single exon. Lineage: Eukaryota; Fungi; Ascomycota; Dothideomycetes; Pleosporales; Lindgomycetaceae.